CACCAUGUUGAUGGUGGUUUAUAAAGCUGAAACCUUGUGCCCUAGUUUGUAUGACUGUUUCUCAUGUUUAGGACUGUUUCCAGAGGCUCACAUCAAAAUGAGUAAGAUUGUCUUUUAUGAGGAGAGAAACUUCCAAGGUCGCUCCUAUGAGUGCGACACAGACUGCCCAGACAUGCACCCUCAUUUCAGUCGAUGCAACUCUAUCAGAGUGGAGAGUGGCUGCUGGGUCUUGUAUGAAAGACCCAACUACUCUGGUUUCCAGUAUGUGCUAACCAGAGGUGAAUAUCCUGAAUACCACCGCUGGAUGGGCUACAAUGACACCAUUCGCUCAUGCCGUACAUUUUCUUAUAAAAGUGAUGGAUCCUACUGCAUCCGGAUCUAUGAUCGACCAGAUUUUCAAGGUCAGAUGAUGGAAUUCAGUGAUGACUGCAAGUCCAUUCAUGAAAGUUUCCAGUGCCGCAGCGUUCACUCUUGCAAUGUCAUGGAGGGCUACUGGACCUUCUAUGAGCACCCCAGUUAUCGAGGCCGUCAGUAUUUCAUGCCUCCUGGCGAGUAUCGCAAGUUCAAUAACUGGGGUGCCAUGUGUGCCGCCAUUGGCUCCUUCUGCAGGAUCACUGAUUUUUAGAGUUCACAUUAUGAAAAUAAUUGUCUUUUCUGGCAUUAACUUGUCAAUAAAAUGUCACAAAGCAAAA
This is a messenger RNA of Sinocyclocheilus grahami, 692 nucleotides long. RefSeq names its product gamma-crystallin M2-like. The coding region runs from base 5 to 625 and encodes 206 amino acids. Gene Ontology annotation, biological process: lens development in camera-type eye; visual perception. The transcript has 3 exons. Gene Ontology annotation, molecular function: structural constituent of eye lens. NCBI's taxonomy places the organism in Eukaryota, Metazoa, Chordata, Actinopteri, Cypriniformes, Cyprinidae. The record is from RefSeq and is a predicted model, not a curated record.